Arabidopsis thaliana (thale cress) is the source of this 978-nucleotide messenger RNA. Its product is annotated as ubiquitin carboxyl-terminal hydrolase-like protein. Lineage: Eukaryota; Viridiplantae; Streptophyta; Magnoliopsida; Brassicales; Brassicaceae. The record is from RefSeq and is marked reviewed. The transcript is spliced from 5 exons. The coding region runs from base 34 to 978 and encodes 314 amino acids.
AUUCUGAUUCUCUCUAGUCUCGCUUCAGGUUCAAUGAUGUGUUCAAGCGUAUCUUCAACAACUCUUCGAAGCUGGAGAGAACGUACUCCUAAUUCUUACUCACUCAAGCUCCAAAACAUCUCCCAAGUCGAGAAAUCAACUCUCUUCUCUGAUGGCAAGUAUCAAUCCCGUCUUUUCUCCUCUGGUGGAUACAACUGGAGAAUGAUCAUAUACCCGAAAGGGAAUCGCAAAGACGAUGGAAGUGGGUUUAUUUCAAUGUAUGUUGAAAUAGAUAGCACAAGCCUUUUGACUACACCUACCACUGAGGUGUUUGCCGAUCUACGGUUUUUCGUAUUUAACAAAAAAGAAAAUAAGUACUAUACUAUUCAACAUGUAGAGUCGAAGCUAUUCAAUGCAUUCAGAACAAUAUGGGGAUUGGCGCAAGUGCUUCCAGUUGAUACAUUCACUGAUCCUAAAAACGGAUAUAUUUUUGAGGGAGAUCAAUGCGAGUUUGGUGUUGAUGUCAUUGUUGCUGCACCUCCUACUAAUUGGGAAAUUCACACUUUACAUGAAGCACUAAGUCAACCCAAGUUCUUUUGGACGGUCAAGAAUUUCUCUGAGCUGAACAAUAAUGUUUACACAUCAGGCAAUUUUUCGAUGAGAGAAAGGAAAUGGGUUCUAAAGUUGUAUCCCAAGGGGGACGUAAAAGGAGACCGAAAAUGGUUAUCCCUUUAUCUAUAUCUCGAUCAAAGUGAAACACUAAAGGAAAGUGAAAAGAUUUUCGUGCAAGCUCAAUUGCGAGUUUUAGACCCACGUGGAUCCAAUCACGUGACACACAAAAUUUCGUCUUGGUACACCAGCUCAAAUACGGCUUGGGGAUACAGAAAAUUUGUGUCUCUAGCUGAAAUUCCUAAAGCUUACUUGGACAAGGACACUUUAAAAGUGCAGAUUGAUGUUGAAGUUGUUUCUGAAGCAGAAUUCUCUCCUUCCAUGAUUUAA